GUGCAAGCUUUGUUUGGAAAGUGACGACGAAAACAAUGCAGUAGCAGACAGUACACGGCUGAGAGCUCGAGUUAUAAACACCGACACAUUCUGUGAAUCAUAGGACAUAAACAUCGGAUAAGUACUUGAGAAAGCUCAAUGCGGGGAACCUACUUUUAAAUGACGUUGUAGAGUUUAAAAAACUAUAUGGUACCAAUGUCAGCGGCUUUGUUUUUACUAACAAGAAGGUAGCGAUUUAACGCAAUACCGGUCACGACCGAAGUGACAGGUUUGGGUGAAAUGCGGCUCAUAGAAAGCGACAGACAGGUCCAGUUAUCCUGUGCUGUAGAGAUCUGCGGACAAACAGACGAUUCACUGACAUCCUGAUAGCACCUGUGGAUUUUACGGCAGAGUUUAACACUGUUUAACGCCAUGGAAAGCGUCGGGAAAUUCGAGUUCAACAGGAAAGACCUGAUAGGACACGGUGCUUUCGCGGUGGUAUUUAAAGGAAGACAUAAGAAGAAACAUAACUUUGAAGUCGCCGUGAAAUGCAUCAACAAGAAAAAUCUCGCUAAAUCCCAAUCGCUCACGGUAAAAGAGAUCAAGAUAUUAAAGGAGCUGAAACAUGAGAACAUCGUCAGUUUAUUGGACUUUCAGGAAAUUUCGGGAUGUGUCUAUCUUGUCAUGGAGUACUGCAAUGGAGGAGACCUAGCGGACUAUUUACACUCUAAAGGAUCUUUAAGCGAGGACACAAUCCGUGUGUUACUGCAGCAGCUUGCGAGUGCCAUGAGUGUUAUAAGGAGUAAAGGCAUCAUUCACCGUGACCUGAAGCCUCAAAACAUUCUCCUGUCCUACAACACGGCUCGGAGGGCCAAUCCCAACAACAUCUGCAUCAAACUGGCUGAUUUUGGCUUUGCUCGCUAUCUGCAGGGUGACACAAUGGCCGCCACACUUUGUGGCUCACCGAUGUAUAUGGCUCCUGAAGUCAUAAUGUCACAAAAUUAUGAUGCCAAAGCUGACCUAUGGAGUGUAGGGACCAUCAUUUUCCAGUGUUUGACUGGAAAAGCCCCUUUUCAGGCAAGUACUCCUCAGGAAUUACGGCAGUUUUAUGAAAGAAACCAGAGUCUGAGUCCCAGUAUUCCGCGGGAAACCUCCAGUCACCUUCGGCAUUUGCUGCUUGGUUUGCUGCAGAAGAGCCACAGAGAGCGCAUGGACUUUGAUGAGCUUUUCCAUCAUCCUUUCCUAGAGGGCAGUGCAUAUGUGAAGAAAUCCUCUCCUGUGCCCAUACCCGUGUAUCCCAGCAGUAGCUCUUCCAGCAGUGGUUCUUCAACAUCUCACCACACUCCUACUCCGUCUGACACUGAAACUCAGAGGCCCCUCCCACAAAGUAACACCACACAGUCUCCAGGUUCCCUGUUGAGGGAUUCCUCUUCAUCUGAGUCGGAUGACUUUGUAAUGGUGCCCGCUCAAUUCACCAGUGAACCGGUUAGCGCAGGAGGACAGGACAGUUUGAUGCGCAGCGGAAGUUCGCUGCUAGGUGUCAACACAUGUGUUAGUGGAGCUCUGUUAUUCACACCCUCUCUGCGGACCUCCCCAAGCCCUUCCAGACCUGUGGAGUGUUUUGGGAGUAGCUACAGUCAGUCUGUGCCUGUUCCAGUGCCGACACAAAAACACAACUAUCAGAAAAUGGAGCAGAACCUGCAGAUGUCUGACAGGACAUCAGCACCUCUAUAUCACUGCAGCUCUGCUGGAUUUCAGACAUGUGGGAAAACUGCAGCUUCUCCAGAAUCAGAAGGAUCCAGACCUUAUCCACCCUCCCCACAGGUGGGAACUGUUCCUCAAAUGGACAAUCAGCAAGAACCUAUUGGAAGUAGGACGGAAUCGAAUGCCCCCAAUGAGUGGCAAAAGCAGUGCAAGGUCUCUCCUUUCUUCACUGACUGUGCAUCGAGGGAGACAACCCUGUCCCACAGACAAAUUAGCCAGCAGCAUAGUCCCGAAUCUGCAGUGCAUAGAUGGGAUUUAUAUGGGCGACCCUGUUCCAGUCAAGCUUCGGGUACAUCACCGAUUCAACGAGGUCUGUUGGGCCGAAACAAAACCCUGUCUGACCUAAAAGAGUUGGCACAGGGCCCCGCAGCCGGGCCACGCGUCUCACUCUUAAGGCCAUUAGAAAGAAGGGACACUGUCAAGAGGUCAGUAAGUACCGGGCGUCUGUCAGAAAAGCUGCUGAAGGCUGUGUUUGGGCCACAGUUAGACAAAGGCAGUUAUGACAACUUGAAUGCAGAGAGACCCAUGGACAUCACGGCACCUCCUUGUGGUAAUGAUGGCACAGAACAGGGUUCAGGCAACCGUGCUGGAGUUGUCUUCACAUUAGGCACUCCUGAAUAUGGACACACACCUCCUCGCACUAUUCGACCAAGACGCUUCUCAAUGGGCACUCUCGGUCCAUCGAGCCCUGGCUGGACCUGUGGACAUUUUAAUGAGGCUCACAGUGUACCUGACAGCCUGUGCUAUGGUUACACGGAUGCCAUGGCAACAAACCUGUGUGAGGGCGUGGCCUUUGUGGCCCCUGAACUGCCAGAGGAGACACUAAUGGAGGAAAGUCAUACAGACUUGCUUGCCCAACUACGCUUUAUUCUGGCGUUUACCCACUGCAUCAUGGAGUUCGCUGGAGUGAAGAAUGCUGGGAUUGAGAAAAGUUUAGCAUUCGAUGCUUCGCUCCUAGAGCAGAGCGUAGUCGCUGAUCAGAUAAGCCAGCUGAGUCAUGAAUGGAGCUCUGCAGAGCAGCUGGUUCUCUAUAUGAAGUGUGUUGAGCUGCUGUCGUCUGCAUUACACACAGCGAGAGAUGGAAUAAAGGAAGGCAAACUCUACCCAUCAGGAUCUGUUAAACAAGUAGUUCGUAAGCUGAACGAUCAGUAUAAAGUUUGUGUAAGCUGCUGUCGCUCCCUCACUGAGAAACUCCAGGUGUUCUUCAGCAGCAAGCAAAGACUGAUGGACCGCAUGAGCAGCAUUACUGCUGAGAGACUCAUCUAUACACACACCGUUCACAUGGUACAGACUGCAGCACUGGAUGAGAUGUUUCAUCAUGGAGAAACUUCUGUAGAGAGAUACCAUAAGGCGUUACUGCUGAUGGAGGGGUUGUCUUUAAUUAUAAACGAGACUACAGACCUGAAUAAUAUCAACAAGUGUAAGCAGUGUAUUGAGCGACGUCUCUCAUCCCUUCAGCCUCAAGUAUGUAUGUAACGGUGGUAACCUUCAGUCCUGGUUAAAGGUUUGAUGUGGACAUUUGCUUUGUCCUGUUAAUACUUCAUCUGCAUCUCAGUUCAUUUCAGUUUUCAUUUGAACUUCCACACAAGAAAAAAAUCACACUCACCCAUCUUUAUUAUCCCGGUAAAUUGAACAGAAUGGAUGUCACAUGUACUGUUAGCAUGUUGACACUAGUGUCAGUGAUGUGUGGCAUUUCUUUACUGAUGGUAGGACAGUCUUGUGAGCUGGCUGAGCAACAGAAAUGUGCUUUUAACAUUAUUUUCUCUUUGAUGAACUUUGCCUGCAUGUUUGCAUAAUUCAAAGGAAAUGAUAGUCACAGACUAUAUCUGGAAAAAAAAUCAUUUUCAACUUGUACUUGUUAAACUUUGUUUUGCUUGUUAAACAGUUAGUGUUAUACCACAGAUGUACAGUUCUAAUGUGGCAAUUGACCAAAACUGAUAAAGGCUUUCUGUUUAAUGUGUUGUUAUAUAGAGGUUGAAGAAAUACUUGAGAUUUGUAUUGUAUGUACUAUCAUACUGUUAUACACGUCACGUGUAUUCAACGUUAAGCACUUUAUAAAACCAUUUGCCUUCUGGAUGCCAAAAAGAAACCACUUCAGAAAAGACAAGCCUUCAAUGUUACAGCUAAUGCCCACCUCCUCAUUAAUGUUUUAUAUGUAGCAUUUUGUAUUUGUUGUAAUCUUCUUUUGUCGUUUUAGAAUGUAAAAACAUCCUUACGUUGUGACUGAAUGUUUUAGUUUCAAGUUUUCAGUAACCUGUAAAUGCAGGGCUCUCGCACAUUUUGGUGGGAUGACGUCAUGGAUUGGUCUUCGGUUGUUGGAAUGAUUUAGUAGACGGAGUAAACUAUUCCUGUCGGAAUAGUGCCUGUUGACUUUUUAGCAGAUAAUCCAAUUAAUCCGUAGCUUUUAUUUUUACUCAAACUUCCACAGUUGGCCAAAAUUGUAUCUUGAAACUGCAGCUGAUUUUAGCGCACUGGACACUCAAAGCGAAUGUGAGACUCACAAUCAUAUAUACUUACAUUUUUAUAUUUCAUUUUUAUAUUGCACUAUGUUUGCAUCAUCAAGAGAUUUAUCAAAUCUUUUAGGUUGAUGAACCCCCUUAAGGACUUUUUACCCUUUCUUUCCCUAAUAAUCACAAUGUUUCAUAUCAUGGUGUUUUUAAGGCAUUUAGUUGGACUUGUAUAUAAUAAAAUGAAACUUGAUAAAUGCACAUAUAAUAGUGAUGAUAAACAAAUUGAGGAGAAUGAACAAUUUUGUAUAUUUGUUACAAUAUUUAUGAUCUUUUUUCUGUAAUUUGGUCUCUUCUUUCAGAGAAGCCAAAUCCAAAGCAAGUGCAGAAUGCAUGUAUGUGAUGUGAAUGUGUGUAAUUUAAUAAAUGUCACUUUUAUUUUUA
Molecule: messenger RNA, 4634 nt
Organism: Paramisgurnus dabryanus
Lineage: Eukaryota; Metazoa; Chordata; Actinopteri; Cypriniformes; Cobitidae
Gene: ulk1a
Product: unc-51 like autophagy activating kinase 1a
Biological process (GO): positive regulation of autophagy; protein autophosphorylation; piecemeal microautophagy of the nucleus
Cellular component (GO): cytoplasm; autophagosome; cytosol
Molecular function (GO): protein serine/threonine kinase activity; ATP binding
Source: RefSeq, a predicted model, not a curated record